Lampris incognitus (smalleye Pacific opah) is the source of this 1141-nucleotide messenger RNA. RefSeq names its product rab GTPase-activating protein 1-like. The transcript is spliced from 8 exons. Lineage: Eukaryota; Metazoa; Chordata; Actinopteri; Lampriformes; Lampridae. Bases 1 to 1038 code for a protein of 345 amino acids. The record is from RefSeq and is a predicted model, not a curated record.
AUGAUGGAAGAGGUGUCUAUCACGUCGGCAGGUUGUUCCCACACUGUGGAUCAGAUGAGCGAAGAGGAGAUCCUCGCCUGUCUGGUUGCCGAGUCCCGACCUAAGUCCACAGUCCCGUCUAAGAAAGCUAAGCUGAAGCAAAGCCAGCAGGCACAACAAACAGAGGGACAAGAGGACCCCAUAGACAAAUAUCAGAGAGAAAACCGUCAGCUCCAGCAGGUCAGCUUACGUCUGGAGCAGGAGAAUGACCGCCUGGCUCACAGGCUGGUCACCAGCAAGAUCGCUCUGAGGAAAGCUCUGGACCAGGCAGAGGACAGAGUGGAUAAAUUUGCUCAAGACCUUCUACAAACUAAACAUCAGCUACAGGCUACAGAGGAGGAGAAGAGAGUAAAGGAGGAGGAGGCAGCGAUGUUGAAGGAGGUGUUUCGGAGGGAGUUGGAGAAAGCCGGGCAUGAAGUGAAAAGGUCAUCAGGCAUCAUCACAGACUACAAACAGAUCUGCACUCAGCUGACCAGCCGUCUGGAGAGACAGCAUGCAGCCCACCAAGAGGAGCUGGAGGGCCUGAAGAAUGCGAUGGUGGCGUGCACUCACUGUAGACAUGUUGUGGAAGAAGAUAAUCCAGGGAACCCACGACCAAGCCGGGAGGAAGACGUCGCCGGUGGCAGAGAGUCAGACAGGGGGAGGAGGAGGAGAGAGGAGCAGAGGUGGGAUGAGGAGAUGGAGUCCCUCAGCGCCCAGGUCAGAGAACUGGAGAAGGAGCUGGCCCAGACCAAACUCCAGAUGGUGGAGGCCAAGUGCAAGAUCCAGGAGCUGGAACACCAGAAGGGAAUCCUGACCAAUGACCUCCAGGAAGCAAAGAACAGCUGGUUCAGUAAAACCCUCACCUCUCUGCGGACGGCCGGCGGGGGCCUGCACGGCUUUAGCGUACCCAGGGACGGAGCCCACACAGCAGGCUGGACCCUGCAAAGUGGGCCCCUGUCUGGAUGGAGCAACAAGAGACAUUCAUGGGCUCACAAAGACAGUGGGGGAAAUGUCUGACAUCUUUUGCUGAGUAUACACGGACACAAAACGUCCCCUUUGUGUCCGUUCCCAGGGAGAAACCUGUCAACAGAACGAGGGGCUGACUGUUUUCUCUUAAACU